Molecule: messenger RNA, 2096 nt
Organism: Ictalurus furcatus (blue catfish)
Lineage: Eukaryota; Metazoa; Chordata; Actinopteri; Siluriformes; Ictaluridae
Gene: rnf126
Product: ring finger protein 126
Exons: 10
Coding region: 205-1137 (310 amino acids)
Biological process (GO): positive regulation of DNA-templated transcription; ubiquitin-dependent protein catabolic process; protein ubiquitination
Cellular component (GO): cytoplasm; nucleoplasm
Molecular function (GO): ubiquitin protein ligase activity
Source: RefSeq, a predicted model, not a curated record
AAACAAACAAAACUCACAGAACCUCUGGAUUCCCCACUAGAAAAUACACGUAAAGCUCAAUGAAUGGCUGAUCACUUUAUAAAUACGAGUUCUACGUGUACAGCUAUUACUGCUGAUUGCUGCGCGCGCAAUUAUCUCGCUUCGCGUGUUUGUCCCUGACGGGGAUCCGUACACGCUGCGAGUCCCGCUACAGUGAAUCCGAAGAUGGCGGAAGCUCCCUUACGGACUCGCCGGUAUUUCUGUCACCGAUGUUCUGAAGAGAUUAGCCCUCGUCUCCCAGAUUACACCUGUCCACGGUGUGAGUCCGGCUUCAUUGAGGAGUUACCCGAGGAGAGAAGUACAGACAAUGGGUCCACAUCCACGUCGUCUACCAGUGAUCAGAACCGUUAUCCAUUUGAGAAUGUGGACCCGACUCUGUUUACCUUUCCGCACCCGUAUGGCCAGCUGGCUCUGGGCAUCUUUGGUGAGGGUUUUGAUCUCCGGACGGGCAUGCCCUCUGAGGACGGGCGCGACGCUGAGAACCGGCGGGAGCGGGAGAUGGCGUCACGCCAACGCUAUGGGGCCAGACAACCUCGGGGGCGCCACAUUCCCCGGAGACAAGGGACACGGCACGAAGGAGUGCCCACUUUAGAGGGAAUAAUUCAGCAGUUAGUAAAUGGAAUCAUCGCACCAACAGCUAUGCCAAACAUGGGAAUGGGACCAUGGGGAAUGCUACAUUCAAAUCCAAUGGAUUAUGCAUGGGGUGCCAACGGCUUAGACGCCAUUAUAACACAGUUAUUAAAUCAGUUUGAAAAUACGGGUCCACCUCCUGCAGACAGAGAAAAGAUCAAAAACCUCCCAACAGUUCAGAUCACAGAGGAGCAUGUGGGAGCUGGUUUAGAAUGUCCUGUGUGUAAAGAAGACUACACCGAGGGAGAGAGCGUUAGACAACUUCCAUGCAAUCACCUCUUUCACAAUGACUGUAUAGUGCCCUGGCUCGAACAGCAUGACACAUGUCCGGUGUGCAGGAAGAGCUUGAGCGGCCAGAACACAGCCACAGAUCCUCCUGGCUUAUCAGGAAUGAACUUCUCACCUUCCUCAUCCUCCUCCUCCUCCUCCAGUUCCCCCAGUAACGAGAACGCUGCCAACAACUCCUAAAAUUAGUCCGCAAUCCUUCCUGACACGCACAUACGCAUACACACAUACAGACACACGCGAAACCCCUACACAUCUUACUAUCUCAGUCAGAGAGGGCGUGGCCAAUCCUGUUAAAGCUCAAACCAUUCACUCACAUUUUAGUAAUGCAGCCCUGAAGAGCCAGGAGCGUUCUAGAUUGUUCUAGCCCUCCAGUUCACACUCGGUUCUGCUGUUACUGCGAAUGACGUGAGGGCUGAGCUGAAACCUGAUCGUCUAUAAUACACCCUUUAAGGCCAACACCUCAUUAUCCUCCUCCUCCUCAUCAUCAUCAUCAUCAUUACCAUCAUCAUCAUCAUCAUCAUUAUGAUCUGACUCCCUGGAGCAAGCGCCAAAGGACAUGUCGACAAGCAAACAAAGGAGAGAAAACACACACACACACACACCACCUUCACCUGUAUUCCACUACUUUUUUUUAAUUAUUGAACUGGAGCAUGAUGGUUCUUCUUUUUUUCCUUUUCUUUUCUUUUUUUUUUUUAAACACAUGACAAGCUGUCCCAUACAAACAGGGAUUUUAAUUCAAAAAGUGACUGGGGGUAAAAUAAAGGGGGGAAAAAAAGGGAUGACUGAUGUUAGAAGAUGUAUAUAGAACUCUUGCAGAUAUACACACACACACACACACACACACACACACACACACACACACACACACACACACACACACACGUUCUCACACCCAGCCAAUUACAGGAUUUGAAUGUCAUUUUAAUAGAGACUGUUAUGUCUCAUUCCCAUAAAGGGAAAACUAGAACAAUUUUUUUCUUUAGUUUUUAUUAAAAUGAUUUUUAAAAUUCAUAUAUAUCGGCGGCUAAGAGGUGUACUCUGUGAAUACGCAUAUAGCGAUAUUUAUUGAUGGGGUGGGGGAAACAAUUAGACAACAGAUGAAUGAACAAAGAACAUCUUAAAAAAAAAAAAGACAAGCA